Pseudomyrmex gracilis is the source of this 1320-nucleotide messenger RNA. Its product is annotated as testis-specific serine/threonine-protein kinase 3-like. The transcript has 7 exons. Gene Ontology annotation, biological process: intracellular signal transduction; protein phosphorylation. Gene Ontology annotation, molecular function: protein serine/threonine kinase activity; ATP binding. Bases 207 to 1214 code for a protein of 335 amino acids. NCBI's taxonomy places the organism in Eukaryota, Metazoa, Arthropoda, Insecta, Hymenoptera, Formicidae. The record is from RefSeq and is a predicted model, not a curated record.
UGUCAUAGUUUGUCCGAGUGUUAAAAACCUAAACUUAAAAAUUCUUGUUUAUUAAUGUCAAAAUCACUUUCAAAUCUUAUAUUUAACAAAUAGCAAUAUGCGUAUGUUCAAUUCUAUGAAUAAAAUUCAACUCUCCGUUUCUCUCGCGAAAAAUGUAUUUGUAUUAAUAUGAAAACAUUGAGUCGAAAGCCUCGUAUUCGCCGGAGAUGGCGACGUUGCCACUAAUAAAGUGCACAUCGAACGAGCAAAUGGCUGGCGUGAAAUCGGACGAGAGAGAACACUGUCAAAAAUUGGAAAAAAAACUUACGGUACUUGAAUCACAUGGUUAUCGUCUCGGAAAGACUAUAGGAGCUGGAUCGUAUGCUACGGUUAAAAUUGCUGAUUCCGAUCGACACAAUUGCCAAGUAGCGAUAAAAAUAGUCUCGAAAUUUCAAGCACCUGGAGAAUAUCUUAAGAAAUUUUUACCUCGCGAAAUCGAAGUUGUCAAAGGAUUGAAACAUCCGAAUCUAAUUUGUUUCUUACAGGCCAUAGAAACCACUCAUCGAGUAUACAUUAUUAUGGAAUACGCACAGAACGGUAGUUUGUUCGACGUCAUACGUCGCGAUACCUAUAUUGAUGAACUACGUAGUCGCAAAUGGUUCCGGCAGCUUUUGGAAGCCAUCGAUUAUUGUCACAAGCGUGAUAUAGUGCACAGAGACAUAAAAUGCGAAAACUUACUUAUGGAUUAUUAUUUUAAUAUCAAACUGUCGGAUUUUGGAUUUGCGCGAGGACAGAUGAAAUCAAAAAAUGACGAGCGAUUUUUCAGCACGACCUACUGCGGUAGUUAUGCUUAUGCGUCGCCCGAAAUUCUGCGAGGCAUUCCGUAUCAACCACAGCUUGCGGAUGUAUGGUCUAUGGGCGUAGUACUUUACGCGAUGGUUUAUGGCCGGUUGCCAUUUGACGACACAAAUCAUGCGCAGCUACUAAAGCAAGUCCAAAACAAAGUGAGCUUUCCUAAACAUCCAAAAGUGUCUCAAUUGUGCCGUUCUCUUAUUACCCGUAUAUUAGUACCGCAAUCGGCACGAUUAUGUAUCAGCAACAUAAGAAGUGAUGUUUGGCUCGAGACAUCUGUUGUCGCUCAAACGUCCGUUAGCGAAAAACUUGAAAUAUCUUCAAUGCCAAUAAAUAAAGACAAAAAGCUUGAUAAACAUGUAUCAAUUAGUUCUGUGUUUUGAGAGAGUAAGAAACCGAAAGAUACGAUACCGUCAAAAAUAAUACAGAAAUGAAAAAAUUUUGAUUUAAACUUGAAAAUACAAACUUUACAGAUACCUCACGUAAUAU